Megalops cyprinoides (Indo-Pacific tarpon) is the source of this 688-nucleotide messenger RNA. It is a transcript of the gene tmem256, whose product is annotated as transmembrane protein 256. The transcript has 4 exons. The record is from RefSeq and is a predicted model, not a curated record. Lineage: Eukaryota; Metazoa; Chordata; Actinopteri; Elopiformes; Megalopidae. The coding region runs from base 13 to 357 and encodes 114 amino acids.
GUCGUUACGAGAAUGGCAGCGUCUUUGGUCGUGCAGAGGUUAGCCGGAGUGUCCGGGGCACUCGCUGUCGCCGCGGGUGCAUAUGGAGCUCACGGAUUCAGACGGAGUGACAGAGACGACUACUUGAAAGAGCUGUAUGAAACAGCCAAUAAGUACCACUUCUUCCACAGCCUGGCUUUGCUGGGAGCAGCACGAUGCAGAAAGCCCAUCCUGGCAGGUGGCCUCCUAACGGCAGGCAUGGGCCUUUUCUGUGGGGCCCUGUACCACCAGGCCAUAACAGGAGACCCCAGUCUCAGCAAGUUCGCCCCGUACGGGGGCACCAUGCUCAUCGCCGGCUGGGCCGCCAUCGCGCUCUGAAUUUUGACCCUUGACCUCUCGAUGCCGGUCAGUCCCCGCCUGCUGGGGAAGUCACCCUCGGGGACUCCACACACGUCCCCGCACCUUCAGACAUUCAGAGCGGAGGCCGGCAACGAGGAGGACGCUGUGUAGUGAGCACCCCGUCUCAUAACUCUUCCCUCACAGGCGUAAGCAAGAGAUAAGGUUUGCGAAUCAUCCCCCACCCUCCCCACCCCACACCCUACAGACCACAGACAUCUUCAGAACUUCUGAAGUCUUCUGGGACUUAACUGUGUGGGUGUCUGUGUACGUGUGUUGGUUUUUCUUUUUCAACAGAAAUAAAGCUGUUUUU